Molecule: messenger RNA, 1298 nt
Organism: Salvia splendens (bonfire salvia)
Lineage: Eukaryota; Viridiplantae; Streptophyta; Magnoliopsida; Lamiales; Lamiaceae
Product: ACT domain-containing protein ACR11
Exons: 10
Coding region: 216-1130 (304 amino acids)
Cellular component (GO): chloroplast thylakoid membrane; chloroplast stroma
Source: RefSeq, a predicted model, not a curated record
AGGUUGAGUGUUGGCUUCAUGAGUAAUGGCGGAUACUCCUAGAACUCCUAUAGUAGCCACAACUACAAAUUAUUCACCUAAUUUCUUCCAUCCCCAGAAAUAUAUCUUCGAUAACCAAGAUUGAAUAGAGUUAAGAUUCAAUCAAGAUUGAAUCUUUUCUUUUGCUGCUUAAUUUGGCGGGGACAACACAUACCUUUUGCUACUCAGUGUAUAAAAUGGCUGUGGCUAUGGCUUCUAGUUGCAGUAAAUUUGGGCUCUACGGCAAUUUGUGGGAAAUGGAGAAGCUAUCUAAUUCGAGGGCAUCUCCAUUUUUCUGCUCUUUCGGGUUGGAUCAACUUCAGUUGUCAUGCAUUAAUCCCAAGAAAAGCCUAUCGUCUUCCAUGACUACAUUUAUACCAAAAGCAUCACCAUCUACUGCUGUGGAGGGUGGAAGUUCUCAGGAGACGGAUGUAGUUCCUACCCCGAUUGUAAUAAUAGAUCAAGAUUCUGACGAAGAUGCUACUAUUGUUGAAAUCACCUUUGGGGAUCGUCUUGGAGCUCUCCUCGAUACAAUGAAUGCACUCACGAGUCUUGGAUUGAAUGUUGUCAAGGCUGAUGUAUACCUAGAUACUUCCGGAAAGCACAACAAGUUUGCUAUUACUAAAGCUUCGACUGGAAGAAAAGUUGAUGAUCCGGAGCUGCUUGAGGCAAUCCGUUUGACAAUUAUCAACAACCUGCUUGAGUAUCACCCGGAGUCGAGUGUUCAGUUGGCAAUGGGGGCUGCAUUUGGUAUCACCCCACCGGAAACUGUAUUGACUCUCUCUCUCUCUCUCAUGCAUGCAUGCAUCAUUAAGGAGGUCGAUCAGGAUAUUGCAACGCAUAUCCAUGUCUACGAUGAUGGUCCUGAGCAAAGCUUGCUCUGUGUAGAAACAGCUGAUCAUCCUGGAUUGCUGGUGGAUCUUGUAAAGACCAUCACUGAUAUAAAUAUCACUGUCAAAUCUGGAGAGUUCGAUACUGAGGGCUUGCUGGCCAAGGCGAAAUUUCAUGUAAGCAACAGUGGGAAAGCCCUUAUUAAGCCUCUUCAGCAGGUUCUUGCAAACAGUCUGCGAUAUUACUUGAGGAGACCGAGCACAAAGGAAGCGAGUUUUUGAUAGAUUGAAGAAAGAGAUGCAUAUGGUUUCUUGUAUACUUAUUGACUGUGGCUACCAUUGUAAACGCAAUUGGUUGUAACUUGUACUGGGAAAUCAAUUCACCAUCACCAUGGGAGGAGCUUUUAGACAUAUUCAAUCAUUCAUGCAAAUAAAAUUGUCAUUUGUAAA